AUGCCACCUCUUUCCAGUAUUGCAGAGUCGUUGUCUGAAAGCAUUGACUGGACAGAAGAUGAAACAUGGACCCCAUCUAAAGACACAGAAGAAGUUUCUACCUCAGAGGAGGAAACAAGAGAGGAAGACAGUGAGUCUGACGACAGUGACACGGACUACAUACCAACAAUACGAAUCAGACCUGGAGCUUCACUUGCCUACAAUAUUGAUGAGCUUCCUGUGGCCACUGCGGAGGACAUUGUGUAUGAUGGCAUAGGACAAGACCCUCACCUCCCACCUUGUGAUGAUCCGUCCAUACCAUGCAACAGCAUCAGAGUUGAAACCCCAGAGGACAUUGAACUGGAAUAUAUAAAGAUUCUGGAGUGGAGCAUAGCUUCAAUAUGUGGCAUGGUGCAAAGAACCUCGGGAAACGAAUACAUGCUGUGA
Molecule: messenger RNA, 426 nt
Organism: Knipowitschia caucasica
Lineage: Eukaryota; Metazoa; Chordata; Actinopteri; Gobiiformes; Gobiidae
Source: the annotation of a GenBank genome assembly